This is a messenger RNA of Schizophyllum commune H4-8, 2320 nucleotides long. RefSeq names its product glycoside hydrolase. The coding region runs from base 375 to 2060 and encodes 561 amino acids. Gene Ontology annotation, molecular function: chitinase activity; phosphatidylinositol binding; chitin binding. The record is from RefSeq and is a predicted model, not a curated record. Gene Ontology annotation, biological process: carbohydrate metabolic process; chitin catabolic process. The transcript has 13 exons. NCBI's taxonomy places the organism in Eukaryota, Fungi, Basidiomycota, Agaricomycetes, Agaricales, Schizophyllaceae. Gene Ontology annotation, cellular component: extracellular region.
CUUCAGCGUACGAAACCCAUCAUGUCUCUGUUGGAACCACUAUCGCGUGAACAGGUACGCAGCAGGACCCGCGCAGGGACAACAAGACCCGCACCUCAGCGUCCGGAGCUCUAGAAAACCUUGCUUCGCGCCUCAUCUUCCGCGUCAUCCAGAACAAGCGCGAUACAGGCGGGUCACGCGCGUCGCAACAGAGGUCCUGGGGCGCGCUUCUUGCGUGCGAUAGCCCUCUGGUCUCCAGCCGAGAAGCACUCGCGGGGGUGGGAAGGAUCAUGGUAUCAUGCGCGAGAGGGGGACGGCUGCGGUCACAUAAAGAUGCCCAGCACUUGCUGCGCGCACAGAGCAUCUUCCCGACGACCCAGGCGAGGACUGAGACGAUGAGCGCCCCGCCAGUGACGAUCUCCUCGCAUACGACCGCGUCGCACCCGCGGCCGCACAUCCUCUACACCGUGCGCGUGGGCGAGGGCAAGCCCAUAUUUCGUCGAUACUCAGAGUUCGCUGCGCUCGCGGCGGCGUUGCCAGGCUCGUUCUCGCUGCCGCCGAAGCGACUGCUGACGACGACGUUCGUGCCGUCGGCGUGGGCGGACGACGCGCUGAUCGCGGAGCGGAAGGCGGGGCUGUCAGCGUUCCUCAAUGACGUCCUGCGCGUCCCGGAGCUGUCAGCGCAUCCGGCGCUCAGGGAAUUCCUCGGGCAAGCAGGGACAAGCAAAGGCGCAUUCGACCCCGAGGACGCCUUGCCUUCGACCAUGUCGCGUAAGGACGCCUUGAAUUUCAAGACGAAGGCGGCGUCGCAGAUCGUCGGCGCGUACUAUCCAGACUGGAGUACGGGCACCAUCGCGCCCGAGAACAUCGACUUCUCGAAGUACGACCUGCUCUUCUUCGCGUUCGCGACCCCGAACCAAAGCAACGGUCUCAACUGGGAUGACGGAAGCCAGAGCACGUUGCAGCGCCUGGUGAGCGCGGCGCACGGCGCAGGGACGAAGGUCGUCCUCUCAGUCGGCGGCUGGGGCGGAAGCUAUUGGUUCUCGAAUGCGGUCAGCAGCAAGGGUAACCGCUCUGCAUUCUCCUCCGCUCUCGCCGACGCUGUCAGCCAAUACAACCUCGACGGCAUAGAUAUCGACUGGGAAUACCCGAACUCUGAGGGCGCUGGCAAUCCUCAUAACGCCGCCGACGCCGCGAACCUCCUCACGCUCCUCAAGGACAUCCGUAAGAAGAUUGGUGAUGACAAGACCAUUUCAGCGGCAGUUGCGCACCUGCCGUGGAUUGGGGACAAUGGGUCGCCAUUAAGUGAUGUGAGCGCCUACGCAUCAGUGAUGGACUGGGUUGGGAUCAUGAACUACGACGUGACUGGCGCAAGCGCGCAUCCAGGUCCUAAUGCACCUUUGGGCAACCUUUGUGGCACAUCUGCGCAUCCAGAAGCCUCCGCUCAAGCUGCCGUCAAGCAAUGGACUGGCGCGGGCUUCCCGGCGAACAAGCUGAUGCUUGGCGUGCCGUACUACGGCUACGUGAGCCAGAGUUCGGAUACGACGCUCACGGGUAGCUUCGCGCCCAAGGCGCACGCGGGUACGAAUGCGGAGGUUACGAACGGCGGGCAAGAGGUCCUGUCCGAGGGCUCGUCGGAUGGACUCCUGUAUGCUCCGCAUCCGCAUAUGAAGGCAUCACCCGCCGACUCGGGUGAAUCGACGAAGCAGGCAGGGAACGGCACGACGACUCGGAAGGAGGCCGCCAAGCAGCCUAUUACCGUCAAGGCGGACCUCUCUUCGUACUGGGGCCAGCAGGUUGCCUUCUCGACCCUCGUUAGCGCAGGCGCGCUCACGAAGAAGAGCGACGGGAACUAUGGCGAGGCUGGUGGGUUUACGAUGGCCUGGGACAACUGCUCCGACACGCCCUUCCUGUACAACACGUCUGCGCAGACGGUCGUGACCUACGACGACACAUACUCGCUCAACUCGAAGGCGGCCUACGCGCGCGAUGCGGGGCUGGCGGGCGUGUUUGCGUGGUCGCUGGAUCAGGAUGAUGGGACCUCGUUGGUGGGCGCUGUGCGUUCAGGGCUUGGGAAGUAAGCACCGGGGGAAGAUGAAGGCUCGGAGCGAGACUGUUCGGGUGUUGGUUCCGAAGAUUACGACCAGAGCGGUAAGCGCUCUUUCAUGACGCGACGAGGUUUGGUUUUGGACUGUAUUUGGACGGUAAAUCGGAAUCGAAUUGCACACUGUCGUCUCGUUCGUCGGCGCCGGAAAACGCCGUGGUGCGUAGGGGCGGAGACAACUUCUAUUCGAUGAGGAGCCUCAUUCAGCCAAGCCACGGUCGGGCACAAGAAAGUCCA